CACAAAAAAUACAACAACUUCUCAAAUCUAUUUAUUAUCUCGGCGUUCUCAUUUAUUCCAUCAAAUAUAAUUGAGUUAUUAUCUCCCUUCCUCUCUCUCUCUCUCUCUUGAUAUGGUGACAUUAGAAACUUCUUUACUUCCAUCAAAGCUAAAGCUAUCCAAUUGCCCUUCCUCUCUUCUUGUCACAAGGAAAAACAAGAAGAAAGAACUAGUAGCCAGGUUGGUGGGGCCUGCGAUUUUUGAGGCAUCAAAGCUCAAAGUUGUGUACUUGGGGGUUAACAAUAAUAACCAAGAUAAAAUGGAGCCUCCAAAACUUCCAAGAACUUACACACUCACACACUGUGACAUCACCUCUAAGCUCACUCUUGAAAUCUCACAAACCAUCAACACCUCUCAGGUGCAAGGAUGGUACAACAAAUUGCAAAGAGAUGAAGUGGUAGGUGUUUGGAAGAAGAUCAGAGGGAAAAUGUCACUGCAUGUACAUUGUCACAUUAGUGGUGGACACUUUCUUUUGGACUUUUUUGCUAAGCUCAGAUAUUAUAUCUUCUGCAAAGAACUCCCUGUGGUGCUUAAGGCAUUUGUGCAUGGAGAUGAAAAGUUGUUCAAGAAUUACCCAGAAUUGGAGGAAGCUUUGGCUUGGGUUUACUUCCAUUCGAACAUUCCAGAAUUCAACAAGGUCGAGUGCUGGGGCCCACUAUACUUGGCUACCAACGGGCCCCACUGCCACCUCUAUGAUGAUAUGGAGAUGCAUCACCAGCCAUGUCAGCAUUGCUGCACAUGUUGCACACCUAAUGUCUCCAAACCCACCAUUUAGUUAAUUGAUGUCUCCAAUCUCUUUAUUUAUAAAUUUAUAAUUGUCAUGUAUUUUUGCUAGAUUGUGAAGUAUUAAAGUGAAAUGCAUCAAGGAACUAUUUUGAUUGAAAAUUGGAAAGAAGAUAGAUACGAGUAUAUUUAGAAGCAUAUUUUAAGUAUAAGUGGGAGAUUGUUGUAGUAUGUAUAUUGAAAGCGUGUGUUUGAGUUAUGUUAAUAUAGUAUAUGAAUUCUAUCACACAUCGGUUAUGUAACAUAGCCUAGCUUAGUUUCUUGUACUAUAUAUAUGUGGCCUAUGUUUACUAAUGAAAUACAUACUACUAAUUUCUCCAUUA
This is a messenger RNA of Salvia splendens (bonfire salvia), 1145 nucleotides long. RefSeq names its product protein STAY-GREEN homolog, chloroplastic. Gene Ontology annotation, biological process: chlorophyll catabolic process. The coding region runs from base 113 to 814 and encodes 233 amino acids. Lineage: Eukaryota; Viridiplantae; Streptophyta; Magnoliopsida; Lamiales; Lamiaceae. The transcript has 4 exons. The record is from RefSeq and is a predicted model, not a curated record.